GUUGACGACCCAGGCUUUGUGCGACAAUCCCCUCAUCGGCAGGUCGCGUGCGAUAGGGAUUGGGAUUUGGAUUUGGAUAGAGAGGCAGCAAGAAGGCAAGCAAAGCACUCUCAGACAGCUCGGCCGCGCCCUCCCAGCCCACUCUUUCGGCCGAUGGCUUCCCUCUCCGCCGUGGGCCUUCUUCCCCUGCCCUUUUCCAACUCCCCCAAACCCCCACCCAAACCUUCCCUCUCCUUUUCUUUCCGCCACUCUCCAGCGUUUCUGGGGGGCAUUCCAAGCAGAAGCAGAAGCAGAAGCAGGAGCAAAAGCGCUUCUCGGCCCAUCUCCUCUCGGGUCUUCGCGUCUUCUGAGCUCCUCGACCCGCAGGAACUGGAUGCACCUCAAGACUACUUGGCAGACUCGCAGGUUCCCGAGACUUCUCUGCUUUCAUCUGAGGCUGCGGCUGACAACAUUCCACCAAAGCAGAAAAUACGAAUCAAAUUAAGGUCAUACUGGGUCCCCCUGAUUGAGGACUCAUGCAAGCAAAUACUAGAUGCUGCUAGAAACACUAAUGCUAAGACUAUGGGACCCGUUCCUUUGCCUACCAAGAAGCGAGUUUAUUGUGUGCUCAAGUCACCCCAUGUUCACAAGGAUGCACGCUUUCACUUUGAGAUUCGGACCCAUCAACGCCUGAUCGACAUCUUGUAUCCCACUGCCCAAACAAUCGACUCACUCAUGCAGCUCGAUCUCCCUGCUGGGGUUGAUGUGGAAGUCAAGCUAUGAAUCUCAAGGCCAUUCAACAUCCGUGAAUUGGUUCUCGUCUCUUCCCUUUUGAAGCUGAGGCAUGCAUUAAGUAGACAAUAAAUGAGCAGCUAUUGUCGCCAGCAAAGGCAGUUCAUGAUUGCUCGUUCCGUGUGGUUGUUUGGAAGCUCUGUUGUUCAUUCCUCCACAAAGUUGAUUUUAUCUCCUCAGCUAUUUGGAUUUGCCAUGUAUUUAAUGCUCCGACUGGCUUGUUAUUUUCAUAUUCACCAACAGAGAGGCAGCUGUACUUCCUGUGAUCUAUUUACUAAAAAGUUGAAACGAGUUGGAUGGUUCAUUUUUUUGAAUUUUGUUUCUUGAA
Molecule: messenger RNA, 1099 nt
Organism: Ananas comosus (pineapple)
Lineage: Eukaryota; Viridiplantae; Streptophyta; Magnoliopsida; Poales; Bromeliaceae
Product: cyanelle 30S ribosomal protein S10
Exons: 3
Coding region: 154-762 (202 amino acids)
Biological process (GO): translation
Cellular component (GO): ribosome; mitochondrion; small ribosomal subunit
Molecular function (GO): RNA binding; structural constituent of ribosome
Source: RefSeq, a predicted model, not a curated record